This is a messenger RNA of Nakaseomyces glabratus, 915 nucleotides long. It is a transcript of the gene DPI35, whose product is annotated as Dpi35p. Lineage: Eukaryota; Fungi; Ascomycota; Saccharomycetes; Saccharomycetales; Saccharomycetaceae. Gene Ontology annotation, cellular component: nucleus. The record is from RefSeq and is a predicted model, not a curated record.
AUGGUUUUUCCUAAGAAGAUUCCAAUUCAGAAUUGGAACAGCAAAAUUAGUCUACGCACGCCUAAGCUGAUAACUUUUGAUGCUUAUAAUACUUUGUAUGCAACUGUUUUGCCAGUAAUGGAACAGUACAGUAAUGUUGCUUCGAUAUAUGGGGUGAAAGUGGAUCCACAAGAGCUAUCUGCCAACUUUCCAUCAGUGUAUUCGAAAUUGAAACUGGAACACCCUAAUUAUGGUAAGAAUACUGGUAUAUCGGCUAAGCAAUGGUGGCAAAUAAUGAUCACAGAAGUAUUCAAGCCUAUUAAAUUAUCAGAUGAUGUAGUAGAAGCAAUAUUGGAUCGUUUUGGUAGCUGUGAAGCCUUUUUUGUAUAUCCUGAUUUAAUUGCUCUAUUGAAGGGAAUUCGCCAAAAAUAUCCUGAUGUCAUAUUCGGUGUCAUCAGCAAUGCGGACCCUUACGCCGGGGAUGUUAUUAAGAGCUUUGGAUUGGAUAAAUAUUUUGAUGGCAAUAUAUAUUUGUCUUAUGAUGUUGGUUUUAGUAAGCCUGAUCAGAAAAUAUACGAGUACGCCUUGGAUGAUAUAUUAAACCGGUUUCCAGAUUUAAUAAAAAACUGUAGUAAAGAAGAAUUUAAGCAAUUUUGUUGGCACAUUGGUGAUGAAAAGAUUAAUGAUAUGGAAGGACCUGCCAAAACUGGCUUGGUUGGUAUUUUGAUUGAUAGAGUAAAUAAAUAUGGCUACUUUGAUGGUAGCUUUGCGGAUAUAAAACAUGAUUUAGAUAUGCACAAAAUUGACAAUAACUCUCUAGAAUCUUGGGAAAUAGGAAUCAAGCAAACAGAUACUUUCCAGGUCUCUGAUAGGGAGUAUGUUAUCUCCAAUCUAAGAACGUUGGCGACCAUCCUUGAUGUUCAGGUAAAUGAGUAA